This is a messenger RNA of Tupaia belangeri chinensis (Chinese tree shrew), 237 nucleotides long. RefSeq names its product DNA-directed RNA polymerases I, II, and III subunit RPABC5-like. Gene Ontology annotation, biological process: transcription by RNA polymerase II; tRNA transcription by RNA polymerase III; transcription by RNA polymerase I. Gene Ontology annotation, molecular function: zinc ion binding; DNA binding. The record is from RefSeq and is a predicted model, not a curated record. The coding region runs from base 1 to 237 and encodes 78 amino acids. The transcript has a single exon. Gene Ontology annotation, cellular component: RNA polymerase III complex; RNA polymerase I complex; RNA polymerase II, core complex. Lineage: Eukaryota; Metazoa; Chordata; Mammalia; Scandentia; Tupaiidae.
AUGAUCAUUCCCAUGCGCUCUUUCACCUGCAGCAAGAUUGAGGGCAGCAAGUGGGAGGCCUACCUCGGGCUGCUACAGGCGCAGCACACCGAGGGGCAUGCCCUGGACUGGCUGGGCCUGAAGUGCUACUGCUGCCACGGGAUGCCGUUAGCCCACAUGGACCAGAUGGAGAAGCUGUUCAGUUACUCACCCUGGAGAAAUGACUGCCGGGACACGCCCAUUCUGUCCUGGCUAUAG